AUGGUUCCACCAGUUGGAGGUACAGAGUUUAAGCACAAGCUGCUUGUCUCUCUGCAGGCAAAUCAAGGUGGAUUCCAGGCGCUGGACGUACGAACUUUGCCACAGCCUCCAUCAAACCCUCUUGAUGAAGGCCGUCCUGUCCAUAUUAUACUCUACCCUGUCCAGGACCUUGAAGAGGAUCGAGAUUUCCUUGAAUCCACUCUGAAAUUCUAUCAAGCUGAACUCGCAGCAGUUGAUUUUUGCAAUGAGUCAGAUGAAAUCAGACAGCAGAUCAACGCUUGGGCAGAGGCACAGACUGCGGAUAAGAUCAAGGACUUGUUGGCCCCAAAUGCUAUUGGCAGUCUCACAAAGCUUGUCCUCGUCAAUGCCAUUUAUUUUAAAGGCAACUGGGAGAGGAAGUUUGAAGCUGAAAGCACCCAUGAGCAACCUUUCAAAAUCAGCAAGAAUGAAACCAAGCCAGUCCAAAUGAUGCACCAGACGGACAAGUUUAAAACCACUUACAUUCAUGCAGUUGAGCGCUAUGUUCAGAAAGAACUGAGUAUGAUCAUCAUGUUGCCAGUUCUAAAAGAUGAUGCAAGUGGACUGGAAAAACUUCAAAAUGGCCUGAGUUUUGAUAUGCUGUUAGACUGGACCGAUCAUGACAAGAUGGAUAAUGAUGAGAUUGUUGUAAUGCUCCCUAAAUUUAAGAUGGAGAACACCUACAAGUUCACCUCAACACUUGGUGGUAUGGGAAUGGUUGAUGCUUUUGAUGCUUUGAAGGCAAAUUUCUCGGGAAUGACUGAGAAAAAUGAACUGGUUUUGUCAAAAGUUGUUCACAAAACCUUUGUUGAAGUUAAUGAAGAUGGUACAGAAGCAGCAGCUGCCACAGCAGUUACUAUGAGGUUAAUGUGUCUAAUGAUUACAAUGGAAUUUGUGGCUGACCAUCCAUUCCUGUUUUUCAUCAGCCACAACAAAACUCACAACAUCCUGUUCUUUGGGAGAUUCUCCUCUCCUUAA
Molecule: messenger RNA, 996 nt
Organism: Callorhinchus milii (elephant shark)
Lineage: Eukaryota; Metazoa; Chordata; Chondrichthyes; Chimaeriformes; Callorhinchidae
Product: serpin B6-like
Biological process (GO): negative regulation of endopeptidase activity
Molecular function (GO): serine-type endopeptidase inhibitor activity
Source: RefSeq, a predicted model, not a curated record